AGGGCGGAGCCACAGGGCGACCCGAGCGUUACGUGACGCAUACAGCAAUUGUUUACUAAAACCUUCUUUAUUGAGUUAUUUUCAUACAGCUCGACAGAUUUCUAUUUCGCAAACGCAUCGUAUCAUUUCGCGGAAGCAAAUCGCAAUUAGAAAGUAAAGCUGCGUUUCUCAACGGCCGCACCAUGAGAGGAGGUUCUUCCUAUGGAGACAGAGACAGAGACAGAGGACGGGACAGGCCACGGUUUGGAGCCAUGAGCGGCCGUGGCGGACCGCCACCAAUGAAGUUUGGGAAUCCAGGAGAUCGGCUACGCAAGAAGAAGUGGAACUUGGACGAGCUGCCAAAAUUUGAGAAGAACUUCUACACCGAACACCUCGAAGUCCAACACAUGAGCCAGUUUGAUGUAGAAGAGUAUCGCAGGAAGAGGGAGAUCACCAUCAGAGGCUCCGGCUGUCCGAAGCCUGUCACCGCUUUUCACCAGGCUCAAUUUCCACAGUAUGUGAUUGACGUGCUGAUGCAGCAGAACUUUAAGGAACCCACAGCGAUCCAGGCACAAGGUUUCCCCGUGGCUCUGAGCGGAAAGGACUUGGUGGGAAUAGCACAGACGGGUUCAGGAAAGACACUAUCAUAUCUUCUUCCUGCUAUCGUACACAUCAACCACCAGCCCUAUCUGGAGAGGGGAGACGGUCCGAUUUGUCUGGUGCUCGCUCCAACCAGAGAGCUCGCCCAGCAAGUCCAGCAAGUUGCCUACGAAUACGGCAAGUCGUCUCGUAUCAAGAGCACCUGUGUGUAUGGAGGGGCGCCAAAAGGGCCGCAGAUCCGUGACCUUGAACGAGGAGUUGAGAUUUGCAUCGCCACACCUGGUCGACUCAUUGACUUCUUGGAGUCGGGAAAGACCAACCUGCGCCGCUGCACCUACCUGGUGCUGGACGAGGCGGACCGCAUGCUGGACAUGGGCUUUGAGCCGCAGAUCCGCAAGAUCGUGGACCAGAUCAGGCCUGACAGGCAGACUCUGAUGUGGAGCGCCACCUGGCCGAAGGAGGUUCGGCAGCUUGCAGAGGAUUUCCUGCGAGAGUAUGUUCAGAUCAACGUCGGCGCUCUGGAGCUCAGUGCCAACCACAACAUCCUGCAGAUAGUGGACGUCUGCAUGGAGAACGAAAAGGACAACAAACUCCUUCAGCUGAUGGAGGAGAUAAUGGCUGAGAAGGAGAACAAAACCAUCAUCUUUGUAGAGACCAAGAAACGAUGUGACGACCUCACCAGGAGAAUGAGGCGCGAUGGUUGGCCAGCGAUGUGUAUCCAUGGAGACAAGAGCCAGCCAGAAAGAGACUGGGUCCUUACAGAGUUUCGGAGCGGUAAAGCGCCCAUCCUCAUUGCUACGGAUGUGGCUUCUCGCGGUCUGGAUGUGGAAGACGUCAAGUUCGUCAUCAACUACGACUACCCCAACUCCUCGGAGGACUACGUCCAUCGCAUCGGACGCACGGCCCGCAGCACCAACAAGGGCACCGCCUACACCUUCUUCACCCCGGGGAACCUGCGCCAGGCCCGGGACCUGGUCCGGGUGCUGGAGGAGGCGCGGCAGGCCAUCAAUCCCAAGCUGCUCCAGCUGGUGGACUCCGGCCGCGGAGGCGGCGGAGGAGGAAGGAUGCGUUACCGCAACAGCAGCUCCAGCAACCCCAACCUGAUGUAUCAGGACGAGUGUGACCGGCGCAUGCGGACCGGCGGCGGCGGCGGCGGCGGCGGCGGCGGCCGCAGCGGCUUCAACCGCGACGGCCGCAACGGAGACCGCUCCUCCUCCGGGUCCUCGUCCUCCUACCGGGACAGGAGCCGCGACGGCUCGGAUCAGUACCAGAGCUACGGCGGGGGCUUCAACUCCCGCGGCAGCGGCCAGUCUGGAGGAUCAGCAGCAGCAGGAGCAGGAGGAGGAGGUCAGGAUCAGUUUGGCCCGGCUCUUCCUCCUCCUCCUCCUCCUCCGUCAGGAGCGCCGCAGCCUCUCAUGGCUCAGCAGUUCGCCCCCUCGCAGCCCCCCCUCAUGAGCUUCAUCGGGCAGCCGGCGUACGCCUUCGCCUCGCCGCCUCCGCCGCCUCCUCCAGGGAAGUAGAACAGCUCCCUCCGACCCACUCAAGCUUCCACUCUACCUUUUUUUUUUUUUUUUUAAACUUCCAUCGUCCUCAAUAAGCAGGUGGUUUAAAAAAUGCUUAUAUCAGUGUUUUGUUUUUUUUUUUUUUUUAAUUAGUUUGUAUUUUUCUACACUCAACAUGUGAAAUAAAAUAAAAUAAAAAAAACUUGAUUUGUCACAGUUGGGCCAUGUGCAGAGGAACACGCUUCUGGGCUUUUCAUUCCAACCCAACACCGGAUUUGUCCGUUGUGCGUCCGUCCACUCUAUAACCGGUCAGCUGUGUCACUGUUUCCUUUAGCUCACCACGUCAGACUGUGGCGUUUGCUUUAUAUUAAGGAAAAUUGAUUUUUUUUUUUUUUUCAUAGGUCACAUUCCAGAUUCAUGUCCUCCUCCGCUUUCUUUUUCAAACUUACAGAUUAUUGUGUUCACUCUGUUCAGGUGAAUCUCGUUGACUCUUCCGUCCUGGAGUUUUCGUACCAAUCAAGAACGAGGGAGUAUUGCUGUAGAUCCCUUUUCAUGCAUGCUUUACCUUUUCCUGUCCCGUCCCAAGUAGGAACUGCUCUUAACAUCCCAUCAAAGUGUUUCCUCUCUCAUUCAGUCCCUUCUUUUUACGGUGAUUUCUUAAAUAAACCAACUAAAGACAACUUGC
Salarias fasciatus (jewelled blenny) is the source of this 2766-nucleotide messenger RNA. Its product is annotated as probable ATP-dependent RNA helicase DDX17. Lineage: Eukaryota; Metazoa; Chordata; Actinopteri; Blenniiformes; Blenniidae. The transcript has 13 exons. Gene Ontology annotation, molecular function: ATP binding; nucleic acid binding; RNA helicase activity. The record is from RefSeq and is a predicted model, not a curated record. The coding region runs from base 183 to 2099 and encodes 638 amino acids.